Messenger RNA from Emys orbicularis (European pond turtle), 3264 nucleotides. It is a transcript of the gene ATP6V1B2, whose product is annotated as ATPase H+ transporting V1 subunit B2. The coding region runs from base 1 to 1539 and encodes 512 amino acids. Gene Ontology annotation, cellular component: proton-transporting V-type ATPase, V1 domain. Gene Ontology annotation, biological process: vacuolar acidification; ATP metabolic process; proton transmembrane transport. The transcript has 14 exons. The record is from RefSeq and is a predicted model, not a curated record. Gene Ontology annotation, molecular function: ATP binding; proton-transporting ATPase activity, rotational mechanism. Lineage: Eukaryota; Metazoa; Chordata; Testudines; Emydidae.
AUGGCGGCGCUGCGGGCGAUUCGGGGGAUGGUGAACGGGGCCGUGUCCGAGCUGUCCGGGGGCAACAGCGGCGCGGCCGCCGCACGGGAACAGGCGGCGGCGGCCAACCGGGACUACAUCUCCCAGCCCCGACUGACAUAUAAAACUGUAUCAGGAGUUAAUGGUCCACUGGUAAUCUUGGAUCAAGUUAAGUUUCCUAGGUAUGCAGAGAUUGUCCACUUGACACUUCCUGAUGGCACAAAGAGAAGUGGGCAGGUUUUAGAAGUCAGCGGCUCUAAAGCUGUAGUUCAGGUAUUUGAGGGAACUUCGGGUAUUGACGCUAAGAAAACAUCUUGUGAAUUUACUGGGGAUAUUCUCCGAACCCCAGUAUCUGAGGAUAUGCUUGGUCGUGUAUUUAAUGGAUCAGGAAAACCUAUUGACAGAGGUCCCAUUGUCUUGGCUGAAGAUUACCUGGACAUUAUGGGUCAACCAAUCAAUCCUCAGUGUCGAAUCUACCCAGAAGAGAUGAUUCAGACUGGCAUUUCUGCAAUAGAUGGCAUGAACAGCAUUGCCAGAGGACAGAAAAUUCCCAUAUUCUCUGCUGCUGGUUUGCCCCAUAAUGAGAUUGCGGCUCAGAUAUGUCGCCAGGCUGGCUUAGUGAAGAAAUCCAAAGAUGUGAUGGACUACAGUGAAGAGAACUUCGCCAUUGUGUUUGCUGCUAUGGGUGUGAACAUGGAAACGGCUCGGUUCUUCAAAUCUGACUUUGAGGAAAAUGGCUCCAUGGACAACGUGUGUCUGUUCUUGAACUUGGCCAAUGAUCCAACCAUUGAGCGUAUUAUCACCCCUCGACUCGCUCUAACCACUGCUGAGUUCUUGGCCUAUCAGUGUGAGAAGCACGUACUGGUCAUUCUGACGGAUAUGAGCUCCUAUGCUGAAGCUCUACGAGAGGUUUCAGCAGCUAGAGAGGAAGUGCCUGGCCGACGUGGCUUCCCUGGUUACAUGUACACUGACUUGGCCACUAUAUAUGAGCGAGCUGGACGCGUGGAAGGCAGGAAUGGCUCCAUUACUCAGAUUCCUAUUCUUACUAUGCCCAAUGAUGAUAUUACUCAUCCCAUCCCUGACUUGACUGGAUACAUUACUGAGGGGCAGAUCUACGUGGAUAGGCAGCUGCACAACAGACAGAUUUACCCACCUAUUAACGUGUUACCCUCCUUGUCUCGACUGAUGAAGUCUGCUAUUGGAGAGGGUAUGACCAGGAAGGACCAUUCAGAUGUGUCCAACCAGCUGUAUGCCUGCUAUGCUAUUGGAAAGGAUGUGCAAGCUAUGAAGGCUGUAGUUGGUGAGGAAGCUCUUAGCUCAGAUGAUCUUCUUUAUCUGGAGUUUCUGCAGAAGUUUGAAAGGAACUUCAUAGCUCAGGGUCCUUAUGAAAAUCGCACUGUUUACGAGACCCUGGACAUUGGCUGGCAGCUUCUGCGAAUCUUCCCCAAAGAGAUGCUAAAGAGAAUUCCUCAGAGCACCCUGGCAGAGUUCUACCCUCGAGACUCCACUGCAAAGCACUAGCCACGGCUUCAUCUCUAGCUCUGUACUCUGUGAAAGGCUGUUUAUUUUCCUUUUUCAUGUGUUGGUGUUUACUUGUCACUCCUGUAAUUAAAACCAAGAAUAAGUGACAUGUUGUGCCAGUGUUCCUGAUGUGUUAAGCUGAUAAGAAUUUAAAAUAUCUCUUUCCAAAUCCUGGAUCUUCAGUGGUUUUGGUAAAAUUUCCUGAGGGGAAGAAGCUUCAAAGUCACCUAUCUUUGUAGAUGUAUGUAACUGCAGUUACUAUAAUUAUGUCUUCUAGACUGACUUCCUUUAAAUCAUCUCAGGAGAGGGAUUACCAGAAGCUGCACUUGGUCUCUAAACCAGGAACAAAUAUAACUAGUUAUUUAGGGGGAGCCAAGGAGCAAGUGGUAGCCCCCCUCUUGCCCAGAGCAUCUGCAUUCAGCCUGAUCAUGUGCUGCUGCUGUGCUGUUGCCUAGAACAGAUGGCACUCUGUGCUGACCUGCUAUUGUGAUGGAUGAACAGACUAGCAAGAGGAAAGUUGGCUACAUGGCAGUGUACAUCUGAUACCAGAACACAAUUCACUGUUGGCUUUAAUUAGAGCUGCGGGAUCCUUGAUCAUUUUGCUGCUGUCCCCAGAGUUACGCAUAUAUGAAGUUGCAACAUUUGCACAAAUAAUGCUUUCCAAGUAGCACAGCAAGAUUCCUACCUCUUCAGAGAUCCAAAGCAGUAGGUCUCUAUAUGAGGAUCAUAGGUUUUGUCCUUAUCUUGGGCUAGGGAGUCAAUCAACCUGUUGAACUGCCCCCUUGGAAAAGGUGGAGAAGCAGGAAACUUACUCCAACCAUUCCACUCCCUGAAAUAUAGAAGUCACAAAUGUGAAAAGGGGCUAAAGCCCAGCGCUGUCCCAAAUCAUGCAAACGCCUGAUAGUAUAACACUGUAGACUGUCCAAAGCUUCAAACUCUCAGUACAAAACUGAACUGUUAUCCCAUUAUAGGAGACAACCUUAUACCAGGUCCUCCAGAUACAAUUGUAUUGGUAGUGUUGUGGUGGGCUCCAGUUAAUUUUGUAAUUUAGAAGUCUUGUACUAAAUGAUGCAGAGGGGCAGAAGGCAACUCUUGUUGGCACGUGUGAAAGGAUAUUUUGAAUUCUGUGUUAAAUCAUUCUCUGGAUGACAUUGGGCCUUAAACCAUGUUUUAACUUUGGUUUAAUCACCCUUCCAAACAUGGAUUUGGCUAGCCAGUUUAGAUCCGGCCAAACAGUUAAGUGUUUCCAAAACACUCCUAACCCAGCCAGUAUCUCCAUGCUUGGAAUUAGUUUAAAUCAGGUUCAAAGCCCACUGCAGAGAGGGUUUUAGAGUUCCUUAUUUGCUUUCCAUUUCCAGCCUAAUCUGGUCAGUUCAAGUUAUUUUGUCUAUCCAUGCAUGAGUUGCAAACCAUGUUAGUACCUGCCUAGACAAGUGUUAAACUCAGAGGUGUAACAUGGUUUAAACUGUGCCGAAUACCCUGACUUCAGCUUGUCCCUGAUGUUGCCCUGCAGCUCUGUCCUGUGCAGGUCUAACUUUCUGUUGUUUGGUCUCUGUAACUCGGGUGCAAUAGCAGUUUCUUUAGUGCAUUCCAUCUUAAAGCUGUAUCAAUUCUAUUUUUCUUGGGGAGGGGGGAAUGGGAAGGUGUUAGCAUGAGAAUAUUUUAAUGUAGAAAAUGUGAUACCUGAAUAAGUUAAAUAUGAAAAAUAAAUGUUGAAGAAAUCAA